This is a messenger RNA of Saccostrea cuccullata (small rock oyster), 11769 nucleotides long. Its product is annotated as adenomatous polyposis coli protein-like. Gene Ontology annotation, biological process: regulation of cell differentiation; positive regulation of protein catabolic process; negative regulation of canonical Wnt signaling pathway. Gene Ontology annotation, molecular function: gamma-catenin binding; microtubule binding; beta-catenin binding. The transcript is spliced from 11 exons. NCBI's taxonomy places the organism in Eukaryota, Metazoa, Mollusca, Bivalvia, Ostreida, Ostreidae. The coding region runs from base 595 to 11241 and encodes 3548 amino acids. Gene Ontology annotation, cellular component: catenin complex; beta-catenin destruction complex; cytoplasmic microtubule. The record is from RefSeq and is a predicted model, not a curated record.
AAAAUAAUUGGCACCUAUUGGAGGGUUUGUGUGUUAGACACGAUGUCUGAUGUGUGUUAUGUAAUAAGGCUUCUUCUUUAGCUGGCUUCUGCAGCUGUCUGCAGUGUGUGCAGUGACUGUAGCUAUAGUUAUAUUGUGUGUGUGAGUUAGUGUGUAGGACUCAGCUACUCCAAUCAAUAGAGAUGACUCAGACCUCAGCCUCCAUACAGUGACAAAGUGUAAUAUUGAAAAACACUGACAAGUUCAUCACAAUCUCUCGAUGUCCAGGAAUAUUGGAAAAAUUUUAUUUUAAAUCGUACAGAUGUGGUCUUGUUUAUUAAUGAUUAAUACCUGGAAUAGGAAGUCUCACUAAUCAGUGAUUAUUUUAUGGUAUCAAAGAGAGGCAGUGAGGGAUAUAUCUCAUGUUCCAGACAGUUUUGUUUUCUACUGUACAAAACCAAAGGAAUUCCAGUGCAGCUUUUUUGUGAGAGAAUGCUGGUGAAUGUGCUGUACAGGAUUUCCUAUCUAUAAAUCAAAGGAGUUUAUGGGAAUGGCAGGUGAAAAGCUCACUACAGCUGUGUUUAAUUUGGUGAAGUUAGUUGGGGGGUUACAGUAAUGGAGGAUCACUUAUACCUGAGCCCCGAGGAUUUAGAGGAGGGGGACCUAGUGAUAGGAGAGGACUCAUCGUCCAGUCACGACUCCUCCAGCCAGGCGAGUGAUGACGGCGAGGAUCUAAACGAUGACGUGAACGAGGAGGAGGCAGAAGAUGAUAGCGAUGAAGAAGAAGACAUUUCCCCCAAUGACAUAGGUCCACAUAAGUCAUUUAACAUCCCCGUCACAGCCAGUGUACAGAAUGGUCACCAGACAAACAAACAGACCAGUACAGAUGUCCUCAGUAAACUACAGGAACUCUACACUGAAAGAUCUGCUAUAUUGACCUACAUUGAGGAGGAAGACAGACAGAGGAAAUGGUACAUCUCCCAGCUAGACAACGUACGGCAGAGACUGGAGAAGAUCCCUCAUACAGACGGGUAUCCCAAAGACAAAGAGUUGAUGCGACGUAAGAUAGAAUAUGAAGGUAAACAGAUCCAGGAGAUGUUUCUACAGAACCUGGGGACAGCCGAGCAAAUCUCCCAGAGACAGGAAGUCCGUCUGUCACGAAUUAGCUCCAUAGAGACCGAAAUGCUGGAACUCCAAAAAACAAAGAAACUCAAGGUUGGUGGGGAGAAGGAAGUGAGUGGCAUACUUUAUCAGGAGGAGAGUGUGGGGGUUAAUAUAGCCUCCCUGUAUCACGGGGCGUGGCCCCUCAGCACCAACACUAAAGAUGGAUCACGAGAAGGCUCCAGUCACGGGUCCGGUCACCAGGAGAUCGCCAGUAUCAUGAGCUUUAACUCCGCCAACACUAACGCCACACAGCCACCACAGGCACCGCAAUCACCACGGCAACAUGGCCAGCCACUCAUGUCAGGCGCCUUUACAAUGUCGCAGGGACACCAAGCUGAUGGGGGUCCAGCAGGGCAGACACCGCAGCAGCUCGGAACCAAGGUGGAGAUGGUGUAUUCAUUGCUGUCUAUGUUGGGAACACAUGACAAAGAUGAUAUGUCAAGGACACUGCUAGCCAUGUCUAGUUCACAGGACAGCUGUAUAGCCAUGAGACAGUCAGGCUGUCUGCCUCUACUGAUACAGCUGUUACAUGGUAGUGAUAAGGACUCUGGACUGCUGGGUAACACUAGAGGCAGUAAGGCAGCGAGGGAGCGGGCGGCGGCGGCCCUACACAACAUCGUCCACUCUCACCCCGACGACAAGCGGGGCCGCCGCGAGGCCCGAGUCCUGAGGUUCCUGGAACAGAUCCGGGCUCACUGUGACCAGCUGAGGGAGAUACAGAGUGAUGGACAGGAGGUGUCAGAGGAUAUGGACCACCAGCCAGGCCCUGCUGUAGCAGCCCUGAUGAAGCUGUCAUUUGAUGAAGAACACCGCCACGCCAUCUGUAGUCUAGGUGGAGUACAAGCUAUAGCGGAGUUGUUAGAGGUGGAUCACGGAGUUCACCUCUCUGAGGUGGAGCUGUAUAACAUCACAAUGCGGCGGUAUGGCUGUAUGGCCCUCACUAACCUCACGUUCGGGGACGGGACUAACAAGGCCCUGCUGUGUUCUAUGAGGAGUUUUAUGGAGGCCCUAGUGGCUCAGUUACACUGUGAUUGUGAGGACCUCAACCAGGUAGCUGCCAGUGUUCUCCGUAACCUGUCCUGGAAGGCUGACCUUCAGAGUAAGAAAACACUGCGAGCUGUAGGGGCAGCCACCAAACUAAUGGGAGCCGCCAUGAGAGUCAAGAAGGAGGCCACCCUGAAAAGUAUUCUUAGUGCUCUGUGGAACUUGUCAGCUCAUGGAAGUGAAAACAAAGCCGAGAUUUGUGCUGUGGAAGGAGCUCUAGAAUUCCUUGUUAGUACUCUCACCUACAAAAGUCCUUCAAAGACUACUGCAGUGAUAGAAAAUGGAGGCGGUGUUUUACGUAAUAUCUCUAGUCAUAUCACAGUGCGUGAAGACUACCGCCAGAUUCUACGCAAACAGGGCUGUUUACAAAUUCUUCUUAAACAACUGCGCUCACCAAGUCUGAACAUUGUCAGUAAUGCUUGUGGCACUUUGUGGAACUUAUCAGCAAGGUGCGCUGAAGAUCAGAAGGCCCUACUGGAUAUGGGGGCAGUGGGAAUGUUACGAAAUCUCGUAAACUCAAAACAUCAGAUGAUUUCUAUGGGAAGUUCUGCAGCUUUAAAGAACCUUCUGACUGCGUGUAAUAUCAAAACUAUGGGAAUGGACAAAAAAGCUUUUUCAAACCGACCGUCCUUACAUGUGCGUAAACAGAAAGCUCUUGCAGAGGAAAUAGAUCAGAGUUUGUCAGAAACGUGUGAAAAUGUGGAAAGUCCUCGAGACAGUCCCACAGAAAAUGGUCGAUCAGACAAGGAUCAAAGUCGUUUCCAUUUCCCAGCUAACUCUGGUGUAUGUAAUGAUGGAGAGAGAACACAGAAUAGAGGACACAGCUUCCCUAAGAGUCUGAGUGGUGAGAACACGCCUAUGUCUGACAGUCACCUCAUGUCUCCUCACCGCGUGGCUCGCUCUGGGAGCCAGGACAGUGUAGGAAGCACCCACUCCGACAUUUCUCAUGACAGGACACGAUUCCACAUGGCCAUGAAGAAAGCCAAGAGUAUGACUGACAGACAAGGAGGGAGUCUGGACAGACAGCAGGGGAACAUGAUCCCCAGAGUCCACUCUGAUGGCAGCUGUGAGGACACUCCACAACCCAGCAGCAGGAUCAUCCAAGUCAUGAAGGAAGUAGCAAAGCAUGCUGGGAUUGAUUCAGACUCGGGGUCCAAGGGCAGUUCUCAUUCACAGACCAGCACACCUAGAAAAAUGGAUUCAUCUUAUUCCUACUCUCAGUCUUUAUUGGUUAGAAGUUACACCGGCCCCAGUUUAAGCCAGGGGCAUGGAACUCCAUUUGGUGGUCAGUUUGGGAAACUUCCUUACUCCAGCAGCAUGGAUAGUGAACAACCCAUUGAUUAUAGUAUGAACAAAUCAAUCAAAUCACCAAUACCUCUCAAGUAUGGCAAUUAUGUAGGGCAGUCUUAUGAACAACAACACAUCAAUUCAGUCAACAUGCAUCAUUCUUAUAAUGGACCACAGAAAGCGGCUCAAAACUUGUUCAGCCUAUCUCAACACAGCUCUGUGUAUGCAGAAACAGACCUAGACUGUGAACAGCCUACAGACUAUAGCCGUAGGUUUGCUGAGAGCCAUGAGGAUAGUGAUGGAGAUCAACCCUACGACAUUCGAUAUGAGGACAAUUGUGCAGAUUGUAAACUCGAUAUAGCAAGAAGAACUAACGACAGACUGGAAUUCCUUCCUGGUUAUAAUGAUGACCAAAUCAAAACAUUCUGCACCGAGGGAACGCCUCGUAAUUAUCUCUCUACAGCCAACUCCCUGACAGACCUCAGUAAGGGAGAGAAGGAGGACACACAGAAGGAACAGACAGAUGAGGAAGAAGAGGAGGAGGAGGAUUAUCAGUACGAGGAGGAGGAGUCAGGGUCCAUAGAGAAGAGGAGUGGGAGUGGCAGUCAGAGCACCAAUCAAAACACAGGAACCACAGUCAUAGCCAGCUACCACGUGGCUACCAAAAACCUCCAACAGGUCGCCUGUAGUAAGUCACCCAGUCAGGACGAGAGCAUCAGUAGGUCAUUUCAUGCCCCAAAUGAAAAUGACAAUUCACCAGACCAAGUCAAGACGUACUGUGAAGAAGGCACUCCUAUCUGUUUUUCUAGAGUGAGUUCACUAAGUAGCCUCCACAGCAGUGAAGCUCAGGAUAGACAAGUGGAGGCCAACAGAUCAAAUCUAAGAAAUUCUAGAGGAUUACACAGUAUAGACGAAAAUGACAGUGCCAAAACUCCUCCUAGGGAUGUCAAAGUGGUGAAUUCUAUAAUGGCUCCUCCAAAAUACACACAAAACUCAGGACGCCAAAAACUUCUGAGUGAAUCUGAUUCACAAGGACCAGAUAGUGCUGAAAAAGAACACAAGACAGUUACAUUCAAUGAUGACCACCAGAUUCAGGAGACACCCCUCAUGUUCUCACGCUGCAGUUCCCUGGGAUCUUUGAGCAGUUUCGAUGCAUAUUCUGUGCACAGUUCUGUGAUUAGUGACUAUAGUCGCAGAGCAAGUGAAGUUGUUUCUCCGAGUGAACUACCAGACUCGCCGAGUGAAACAAUGCCACCCAGUCCAUCAAAGAGCCCAGACCCUGAGCUGCAACAAAACUCCAACAAUGCUCAGAAACUUGAGAGCUUUAUCGAGGGCACACCAAAGACUGUGCUUUUUCGUCCGUUGCCAACUAAAGUAUCAAAUGAUAACAAAAUGGCUAACAUAGAAAUCGCUUCAACCAUGAGUCGUGAUGAGGCUCCAGUUGUUUACGCAGAUGAAGGGACUCCACCACACAUGUCAGAAACUAACAGUGUCCUAAGCACGCUGACCAUAGAUGAUGCAAACAAAGCCAAAGCCACAGAUAAAACUAAAAUGGAGAAGACUGUAGUUAAUGGUAACCUGAAGCCAGAGGAGGAAUCGGAUGACAAGGAGAACUCGCAGUCCGAGGUGUCUGUGUAUGAAGAGGACAUACUGAAGGAGUGUAUCCGUACAGCCAUGCCACGCAAACCACGGCGCAGCUCCUCCGACAAUGCCCUAAAAAAGAAGACAAUCAGCAACACUGACAAUCAGAACAAGAUGUCUCAGUCAGUGGAGGGAAUCAAGCCGGCACCUAAAUCCAAGCCAGGUCCCAGUCACCACUCCUCCGUCAGCCACCACUCCUCUGUUAGCGAGGAGAGCGAGGCAGACUGUGUACGUACAUACGCCUCGGAAGAUUUCCCAACUCAAAGUCAAAUGCAGAGGCAAAAAGGGGUUCCUAGUAAAGUCACCAAGCCAAUGUUAAAUGAAAAAGUUGUCAAUGAAUUUAGUGCAGACAGUAUUAAACCUUUUGCUGAGGAAGAUGUUCCUUUUAGUGAAAAAAUGAAGAAAUCUAUCAAAACACCUGUGAAACCUCAGAUUCCUAAAAAUAGUUCCUGCCCAGUGAUCACCAUGGAAGAAAAUUUAGACAGUGUAACUUCCUAUGCAAGUGAAGGCCAGCCAUCCUCUAAACCUGUUCAAGCAGCAAAGCAUUAUAAAAAGGUCAAAGAAAUUCUUAAUGGUAAAUUGGAUGUAUUGGAGUCACAUGAUGACGAUGUUAAGCUUUAUGCAGAUGAAGACACACCAUUUCAAGGAACAGUCGCCAUGCCUGCUCGCCAUAGUGAAAAUAAGCCACACAUUCUACAGAACACUGUCAGAUUUAAUCCUGCUCUACUUUCACAGAUGGACUACCUGUUUGAUGAUGAAGAGGCUCCGAGGUCAUAUGCAAUGGAAGACACUCCAUACAACCUGUCUGAACCCACCUCACCAAAAAACACAGUGAAGAAGGCCCCACCUCCUGUUCCUCAAAAACCAGUCCGCCCUAACAAUGUACCAAAGUUUAACCCUUCACUGCUGUCACAGAUACAAGAUGUUCCUGAUGAUGAUGCUCCAAAGUCAUAUGCAGUGGAGGACACACCAUAUAACAUGUCAAAGCCUACGUCUCCCACCCCUAAAGUGCAGAUUAACAGCCCACCAAGCACAGAGUCAGCCCAGCCAGUGUGCCUUGUCAAACCUAUGGUACAUGUAGAGGACCCAGCUACUUACUGCGAGGAUACAAUGAAAACCUACGCAACAGAGGACACCCCAAUUAACUUCUCCCAUUCUACUUCUCUCAGUGAUUUAAGUAUUAUAACAGGAAUGUCAGAGCCAAUCAAAGAGGAGGAGCCAGUUACAGAGAAAGCUGAGGCUCAAGAGGUUCCUAAAACUGAGGAACCCGAGAAAGAAGAGGAAGAAGAAGAGGAAGAUAAAGAUAAGUCAGCUGAUCUGAACGAUUCCAAGUCGGACUCCUCCUACAGUGAUGGAAGUGAAGAUCUCUUGUCUGACCUCAUACAGUCUGCGAUGCCUAAAGGGAGGACCUCACCCAAAGCCAAGGUCUCCAGAAAACUGGACAUGGAUAGAGCCGCCGAGGGAGCCGAGUCAAAGUUCCAACCUCAGCGCACCUCCAGUGUAGUGACAAAAGAUACAAAAUAUACUGCACAAAGUAAAAAAGAGAAGACAUCAAGUGAUAUCAGCAGUACUUCUGAGAUGCCAUCAAGGAUACAAUCCGUAAACACCAGUGAGAUAAAAGUGUCCUGUAGAACAUUCAGUCACAAUACAGAGGGUGGGGAUGACUCUGUGUUCUAUCAUACAACUGAUUCAAUGGACUCUGUCAAAGUGUAUGAUGUAGAAGGGACUCCCAUAACAUUUUCUAGGAAUGACUCCCUGAGCUCCUUGAGUAUUAUUGAUGGUGAUGUGAAGCAAACAAGUAAAACAGAAGCAUCUGAUUCUGCCAAGAAAAUGCCUCCACCAGCAUACAUCCCGAAAACUGAGAAGUCAGAGAUAGGUCUGCAGAGGGAAGUGGAAGGACAGUCCAGUGAUGAAGUGUCUGCUGCCUCUGUACAAAACGCUGAUGAAAAAUCACUAUCCAAUGGUAACAAGUCAAACUCAGAUGAUGAUGAUGACGAUGCUGAUGAUGAAGCACUACUAGCAGCUUGUAUGAAUUUAGCAUUACCAAAGAGUAAAUCUUCAACUUUUGCAGAAAAAUCAAAAUCUUCAUCCAAACCACUGAAAUCAAACCAAGUCAUGACUGGUUCUAAAAGUUUCAAUUCCUCAUUUUCCUUUGAAAAAUCAAAAAAAUCAACAACAUCAAAAAAGACUGGCGAAAAUCAUAAACAUAGAAUGAACAAAAGUACAUCGUCAGUGGAAGGUCAUUUGAACCUGAGUAUUGGGAGUGUUACGUCCCACCACUCCCGGGCAGCAGACUGGCAGGUGCACCAGACCCUCAAUAUGUCUGACGAUUUCACCUUCGCUAAGCCAUCUGCUAACUACAGGAGAGUUCGUCCUCAUCAGGGAUCAUGGAGAAGAUCCAGAUCACAGGACAGUGAUGGGUUCCUGAAGCAGCAGAAAGAAAACACCAACAUGGAGCUGGCUUAUAGCAAUGGAGGCCCAAGGGUUCAACACAGAGGAUCUGCUCAGUCUAUCCCAAGCUAUGUUGAUGUAUAUGUUGACAACAGAUUUAUUGAAGAGCAACGUACUUACACUCAACACAAAUAUCAUUCAGAAAACCAUCAAGUGAUGCAGAGUUUUACAAACCGAAGUGUUGAAAGAGCUGAUCAGGGGCAGGCAAGGCAUUAUACAAAUGCAGAAACCCAUAAGCGAAGUCACAGUGAGAAUCGAGAAAAAUCGGGAAGACAGCAGCAUAAUCAAGCCAUCUAUGAUUCACAUGUCAAAAGGAGACAUCACAGUGAACAAAACAGGACUGAAAAAUUCUCUGUGGCCAAUGUACACACACAUGUACCUGCACCCCAAGAGGAGAUUGACAGCUUGAACAGAUCAAUUUACCAAAUGGAGCACAACAAUGAAGCCCUGACCUAUGGUAUAGGGAUAGACAACUUUGGUUUUGGUAUUGGAGGCAGUCAGGAGGAGAUGUGUGAGGAAGAGAGACUGGACAGUGCUGAUGUCACACUACGAGCAGCCAGUGGAAAUAACACCAUGACAAACGACUCCAUCAAUCAGAAUGACUCUAUCAUCCAUUAUGAUAAAAAUGCACUAUCUCCGGAGGAUGAACGGGCAUUACAUCUAGAUGCUAGUGCUGUUGUAACAGAGAUUCAGAAUAAAAGAAUGCUGGGCAGUGGAGUGGAUGAAGAUCUGUUUAUUGAACAUGAGACACUUUCUCUCGUGUCUGGGGGUUACAUGUCAGACACCCCUUCUGAUGCGUCCAUUACCUGGUCAGCUCACUCAGAGAACUACUCUGAAUCUACCCUAGAGGAAACCUCUGUAGCCUCCAGUGGACCUAGGGUGGUAAAGCCAGACAACAGAGGCACCACUAUUUCAAAUGACAGUAAGGCCAUCAGAGGAAAGAGGAAGCCCUUGUAUAGUCGCUCCAAUUCUACAACUUCCCAGAAGUCUGAUACACCAAACAGGAUGGUCAAACCAACUACAGCUAAUACUAGAAUUUCACCUGGAGGAAGAGGUGGUUUUGUCUCAGCUGGAGCCACUAGAAGGCCACCACAAACUAGGACUCAUCCUCAGGCAAGCAGCACCCCAACCAAAAAUACCCCACCUAAACCAAAGAUACAAAAAUCAUCACCACCGCAGGGCAAGACAACAGCGAGAGUCUCUAAUACCAAAGAGAGUCCAUCCCGACUCCCUCUUGCUUCAAACAGAAAAAAUUCAGCCGAGCGACCCAAACCUCCAAUCAAACAGGGCACCUUUACAAAGGAAGCCUCAGCCGUGAAAGUACCGGUCAUAGAUGAUUCAGUGAAUGAAAACAGUUACGAUACAAGUAUUGAGGCAGUUAAAAAUGAGACAAACAAACAAGGCAAAUCCCCUGGAAUGAAAAACAGUGAAGGAACUGAAUCAUGGAAAAAAGCAUUAGCUUCCUAUAAUAUGGUCAUUGACAAUGUUGCUGAUGAAAAGAAAGAAAACCUAACGCCAAACAGAAAAUCUAGUGUCACGAACUUGAAUUCUAAAAAAUCUGGAAGUGGAAGUAAUCUAUCUGCUACUAAGACAAAAACAGGCACCUCUCCUGCCAACAAAAGCACAGUGAAGACAGCUAGUAGGGUGAACAGUACAAGUAAUCUGAAGAAGGCAUACAGUGGAACAUCACUGACCAAAUAUGGAAGUGGUGCUUCAUUGAACAAGUCAGGCAGUGGCAGCACUCUCAACAAGUCUGGAAGUGGUCAGCUCCUGAACAAAUCAGGAAGUGCAUUACAUAAGCUUACUGGGAGUGAUCGUGUAUUAAACAGGGGUGGAUCUAAUCCAAAUUUGGGACGUUUAAACAGCAGUAAACCUGACUUAAAGAAAUCAGACAGUAAUGCCAGUCUCCGCAAUAAUUCACGACCCUCUACACCUGUGGGAAGAAGAACUUCAGCUGGCUCUGUACAGGGGAGAAAGUCAGAGAGUAAUACAAGUAAAACUGUGACUCCAUCAGAGAAGAAAGCAGGUGCCCCUAAGAAACAGGUAGGGAGUAAGAUUGCUGGACUGUGGAAGAAGGAUGAUUCUACUGACACUCCAUCACCUCGCACAUCAACCUCAAAAUUACCAGUGUCAACCACCCCCUCCAGACAGAGAAACAUAUCAACACCAGGGGUAAAAAAGUCUUCCAAUGCUUCACUGCAGUCACUGAACAAAUCCAUGAAUUCUGCUGAAACUCUGAACGAAGGAAUAAGCAGGAGUUCAACCUACGAUAAAAUCAACUCAACUAUGGACUCUAGCCAGCUGCCUUCUCUAGAUAAAGAAGACGAUGCAGAGAACGUGACAAUAGAACUCACAAAGUCCAGUGUUGUCCUUGGGGAUGAAAUCAAAGGUGAUUAUGUAGAACUGAGAAUCAUCCAGGGUUCUGAGUCAGACUUUGAUAUGAACAAAAGUAUUGUGAUAAAAAGUCCAAACAAAAGUAAAAGUGACUCAGAUUCUAUUACAAGUCCAUCAGCAGCCUCUGUGAAGAGCCAGUCAUCUGAGGAGUUUGACUUGAAAUCUUUAGAGAAAAGAAUUGAUUCAAGCACCUGGAAGAAGAAAAAGUCUGAUCUUGUUUCAGUAAACCUUCCAAAUGCAGAUGAAACCAGUAAAUCUUUAGAAGCUGUGAAGGCCUUAUUAGAUGCUUCUUUGGCAAGUGAGUCCUCCAACAUGACUCUGUCAUCCUCGUUCUACAACACGUCCAACAUACAGGGAAGCUACCUCAGCCAGGGCAGUCGCACCGUCAAUGGGACCGCCUGGCGCCGCUACAAGCAGGAGUCCUUUGCCAGUGUAGACCACAGUGAGGAUGAGGGAGACAGCAUCUGGGUCAGACGAGACGCCGAGUCAUCAAAGUCCGAGCCAGAGCUCAAUAAACACUCACUCAAUCCAAAGAAAGACAAGAAGGAGAAAGCAGAUGGCAAGAGUUUCCUACCGAUCAAAGCCAUGAAAAGUGUGUUCAGCUCAUCAAAGAAGGAUAAAUCAUCAAAAUCUGGAUCGAAGUUGUCACUGAGUUCCUCCAAGGAAAGCUUACAUAGUAACAAGAUAAACAUGAAUGAAAUAGUAAAAGCUGUAGAAAAGGAACGAGAGAAAGACAAGGAAAGAGAGAAGAAAGAAAAGGCCAAACAGAAAGAGAAAAUUGCUUUAGAAAAAGCUAAAGCAAAGGAAGCAGCUAAACUUGAGAAAGAGAAGGCCAAGAAUGAGAAGGAAAAGGCAAAGAUGGAAAAAGAAAAGGCAAAGGCAGAGAAGACGAAAAACAAUAAAAAGAGUGAUUCCAGGAAAAGCUCCGUGGCUGAUGAGAGUUUUAUAUCAAAGGACUGUGACACGUCAAAAACUCAGGAGGUGUUUAGCUUUGUGAACCACAAGGCUAGUCCACCCCAAGCUGCACUGGUACAGCCAUUUAAUUACACACCAAAGGACAGUGAGAAACACGUGAAUGACUCGGUGGUAUCAGAGACAUUAGACCAAAGCUUCAGCAGACCAACAACCUCCACUGCCACGACAACAGGGACACAACCAAACACUCACCUGACCAAGACUGAGAUGCUGCUCGCUAGAAGGAGGAUGAACAGCAUUAAUAAUACAGAGGGAGAGGGGGAGGAAGGGAAGAAGAAGACCGGAUGUAUGGUCACCACUGUGUAACCUGUGUCGCUGUUGUCAUUUAACUUGGUUACUACAUGUACAUGGAAUUUCUACUGCUGAUGUAUUACAGUUAAAUGCAGCUAUAGUGAAUGUGCUUACAAUGAAUUAGUGCUUAUAAAAAAAGUGAUUUUCAUUCUAAAAAUGCAUUUAAACUAAAUUAAUAUAAUGAAUUAUGUUAAUAAUGAGUCAAAAUGGGUUCUUUGUCCCUGGCACUUCACUCUAUGUGUGUUUUAUUGUAUUUACUUAUACCAAUAAUCUAUCAGUUUUCCAAGAUUUUCAACUAUAUGUCAACCAUAGGUUGUAUCAAGUGAAGAAUAUCUUUUACUCUUUUUAAUGAAAGUCCAGUCUUCUUUUUUGUAAACACAUCUGAGAUGGAUUUUUACAUUUUGCAAUUAUAAUAAUAUUCUUAGUUUUUCAAUUGAUAUUUCAUGAUUUUACAGAGUGAGUACUGCAGUAUCAUAAGUUUAAACUAUGAUAAAGAACUUUAAGAAAAAAAUAUUAUCACAUGGCAGUAUACUAUGAAAGAAC